Messenger RNA from Solanum dulcamara, 1151 nucleotides. Its product is annotated as protein S40-7-like. The record is from RefSeq and is a predicted model, not a curated record. The transcript has a single exon. The coding region runs from base 49 to 774 and encodes 241 amino acids. NCBI's taxonomy places the organism in Eukaryota, Viridiplantae, Streptophyta, Magnoliopsida, Solanales, Solanaceae.
GACGUUUUUUCACAUACGCAACGCAGAAGUUGGUGAACUUUUACACAAAUGGAUCAAAACGGCGUCGUUAGCUUCCGCCACCGUCAAUCUCCAUCCUCCGAUCGGUUUCUCGGCGUCUUCUCCCCGCCGUUGAGUGAUGCUUCUCUCGGCGGUGGGAUAGAUGAACCAGUCGCCGAUGAUGAUGAGCUCAACGAAGAUGACGUGUUCUGGACUGGAAGAGUUUUGACUGAAUCUCAACUCCGUUCUACUUCUCCUUCACGAAAUAGUUUCCGGCAGCCUGAGAAGUUCGGUAUUCUCGCGGCAUUAGCGGAGGAUCAACAGAAAACUAAUCUGCCUGUUGUACGUCGGAAGCCUUCAAUCGCUUCCUCGCCUUCUAGUACGGAGUCGAUCCCGCAAUCGCCGAUUUCAUCUUCGCCUUCUACUGUGAUACCGUUUUCACGUGCCUUUCCUUCGAUUCCUAAGCCUCCAUCAGGUAACAAUAAUUUUAAUCACUCAAAAUCCAUGCCGGCGAGGAAUUUCCAGCACUCAGCUCCUGUCAAUGUUCCAAUGAUGGCGAAGAAGACACCAAAGCAUAGCGACCUAGCUGAAGUUGAAAUUGAAGACGAUGAUGCUGACGAUGAGAUGUUACCGCCGCACGAGAUGGUGGCCCGAGGAUCAAUGAGGUCUCCUAGAACCACUUUCUCGGUGCUGGAAGGUGUUGGAAGAACUCUCAAGGGAAGGGAUCUUCGUCAGGUUCGCAAUGCUGUGUGGCGCCAAACAGGUUUUCAGGAUUGAAAUAUGCUCAAUGAAUGUUGAUAUAACUAUAUAUCUUGUUUUAGAUAUCUAAAGUUAUAAACUGACCUGAUGUUUUUGUUAUAUUCUGUAUAUAGGCAAUGAAGAAAUACUUUUACAAAUUUCUUCAGUUUCUUAUGUGGCCUAAGUGUAUUGAAAGAAGACGAAGUUAUUUUCUAGAAAAAUUGGGUGAUAUGUUAUAUCAACAUGGUACAAUUUGGGCAAUGAUCUCUUUGAAUGUUAAUGCAAGAUAGUUUUGUCAAAUUCUAUAUGAUGUUGGUUGAACUUCAUUAUUUGUUAAAAAGUUUCCAGCUUUUAGCCAUUGAUCUCUGUUAUCUUUGCUAUGUCUAUAAUAAAAGUUCAUAGAUCAUUGCCUGUCC